AAUUUGGAAUCACUACAGGGUCUUUUCAAGAAAAUGACCGAUACCGUCUCCGACCUCCUCCCUUUUGCGCUAGCUUCAGAGCAUCAUCACCACUCCACACCACCGCCCCAGCUCGCUUCCCUCCCCGCUACACGGUCGCUCACCAGUCACCACCCACCACUGCUUCCAUGCUCCUCGCCUCGUUUCCAGCUCGCGAAACUUAGCUCCAGAUCCUCUCCCCCCCCCCCCCCCCAUCCACCGCGCCGCAUUAACCUCAGAUCCACCCGGCGAGCUCAUUUCAGAUCCAUCCAUGCGCUUCCCGUUCCUUUUCGCCCUCCAGCUGGUCGCCUUGGCGGCGGCAGCGUCGGCGGCCGAGGUCGCGGUGACGCGCUCUUCGAGGAUGGUGCACCGUCUGUCAGACGAGGCCCGGCUGGAGGUGGGCCCGCGUGUGGGGUGGUGGCCGCAGCGAGGAAGCGGGGAGUACUACCGCGCGCUAGUGAGGAGCGAUAUCCAGCGGCAGAAGCGGCGGCUCGCGGUCCUCUCGCUCUCAAAGGGCGGCAGCACCUUCUCCCCGGGCAACGACUUAGGCUGGCUAUAUUACGCUUGGGUGGAUGUUGGGACGCCUGCUACCUCCUUUUUGGUUGCAUUGGAUACUGGUAGUGACCUUUUCUGGGUUCCCUGUGACUGUAUCCAGUGUGCUCCCUUGUCUGGCUACCGUGGAAAUCUGGAUAGAGAUCUUAGAAUAUACAGGCCUGCUGAAUCGACAACAAGUCGGCAUCUUCCUUGCAGCCAUGAGCUAUGCCAAUCGGUUCCAGGCUGCACAAACCCAAAGCAGCCUUGCCCAUACAACAUUGACUACUUUUCAGAAAAUACUACCAGCUCUGGUUUGCUAAUUGAGGAUACACUACACUUGAACUACAGGGAGGACCAUGUACCCGUGAAUGCUUCAGUUAUUAUUGGCUGUGGUCAAAAGCAAAGUGGUGAUUAUCUGGAUGGUAUUGCACCGGAUGGACUCCUUGGCCUUGGAAUGGCAGAUAUUUCAGUUCCUAGUUUCCUUGCUAGAGCUGGACUAGUUCAGAAUUCCUUCUCGAUGUGCUUUAAGGAAGAUAGUUCUGGGAGAAUUUUCUUUGGAGACCAAGGAGUGCCCUCUCAACAGUCUACACCGUUUGUUCCUCUGUAUGGCAAACUUCAAACUUAUGCUGUUAAUGUCGACAAAUCUUGUAUUGGACAUAAAUGUCUUGAGGGUACUAGCUUCAAGGCUUUAGUCGAUAGUGGAACAUCAUUUACUUCUCUUCCUUUCGACGUUUACAAGGCUUUCACAAUGGAGUUUGACAAACAAAUGAAUGCUACAAGGGUGCCUUAUGAAGACACUACCUGGAAAUAUUGCUACAGUGCUAGUCCUCUUGAGAUGCCUGAUGUGCCAACCAUAACCCUGACAUUUGCUGCGGACAAGAGCUUGCAAGCUGUUAAUCCUAUCUUGCCAUUUAAUGACAAACAGGGGGCACUUGCCGGGUUCUGCUUAGCUGUGCUGCCAUCAACAGAACCCAUUGGAAUUAUUGCCCGUAAGUCUCCAAAUGUAACUACGCGGUUUGUUCUUUUGGUAUUUAGUGUUCAUACAUACUGUAAAUUUCCAAAUGCAGAGAAUUUCCUGGUUGGAUACCAUGUUGUUUUCGACAGAGAAAGCAUGAAGCUGGGCUGGUACCGCUCCGAAUGUCGCUACGUUGAGGACAGCACGACAGUGCCGUUGGGCCCAUCGCAGCACGACAGUCCAGAGGACCCGUUGCCGUCGAACGAGCAGCAGACUUCCCCGGCCGUGACGCCUGCGACGGCAGGCACGGCUCCGCUCUCCUGUGCGACGACGAAUCUGCAGAUGCUCCUUGCUAGCUCUUACCCAUUGCUGUUGCUGACGAUGUCGAGUGUGUUCUUCGUCUCGUGAACAACCGAUAUACUACUAAUCGAUAGCCUUGUAUAUUGUAUGUGCUUUAUUUAUGGUGUUUUUUUCUUUAUGUGUUGCUCUAGAGGUUUAUAGAUCAGCUGUAUUUUGCCUCCGUUGUUGGUCCCUGGGAUAGCCUAGCAAUAGCAAUCCCCCGACUCGAAAUGCAGAAGUUUCAGAAAUGGUGCGGAAA
Molecule: messenger RNA, 2105 nt
Organism: Zea mays
Lineage: Eukaryota; Viridiplantae; Streptophyta; Magnoliopsida; Poales; Poaceae
Exons: 9
Coding region: 290-1915 (541 amino acids)
Biological process (GO): proteolysis
Molecular function (GO): aspartic-type endopeptidase activity
Source: RefSeq, a predicted model, not a curated record